Labeo rohita (rohu) is the source of this 1678-nucleotide messenger RNA. Its product is annotated as UDP-glucuronosyltransferase 2C1-like. Lineage: Eukaryota; Metazoa; Chordata; Actinopteri; Cypriniformes; Cyprinidae. Bases 92 to 1672 code for a protein of 526 amino acids. Gene Ontology annotation, molecular function: UDP-glycosyltransferase activity. The record is from RefSeq and is a predicted model, not a curated record. The transcript is spliced from 2 exons.
CUGUCACGUGAUGAACGAACGACUCAAACCCGAAAACUUGUCAGAUAAGAGGCGAGGUGAGCGAAUCAUAGACUAAAGACCCAGGUUGUGAAUGAAGAUGCAUUUCUCCACGCUUCUUGGUUUGUUCAUCUUGUUGUCUGCUCUGUCAAGCUCUUAUGCUGGUAAAGUUCUGGUCGUUCCUGUGGAUGGAAGCCACUGGAUCAAUAUGAAGGUCCUUAUUGUGGAGUUACAUGCAAAGGGCCACAACAUCACAGUAGUCCGAGGUUCUAGUAACUUGUAUAUUGAGGAACAGUCUGCUCUCUACACCUCUAUUACUGUGAACACUGGUGAACUUGAUAAAGGUUUCACAGAGAAGUUUCUCCCUCACCUACUAAAAACGCAGAGACAAGGCAGAUCAUUUUGGAGUGAAAUGGCACUUGCUGAUGAAGUUUAUAGGAAGCUUUCAGAGUUUCAUCAGAAAGUAUGCAAUAUGACAGCUGCCAUUUUUGAAAAUGAGACCUUGAUGAAAUCACUGAAAGAUGCAGCAUAUGAUCUUGUUCUUACGGAUCCUGCUUUUGGAGGUGGAGUGUUAUUGGCACACCGUCUUGGCCUCCCUCUUGUGUUAAAUGUCCGUUGGACGAUGUAUGGAGAAGCCCAUUUUGAUAUUGCUCCAUCUCCCCUCUCAUAUAUACCUGUUACAGGGUUACAGCUAACUGACAAGAUGACAUUCAGUCAGAGAGUAAAGAACUUGUUGACAUAUAUAAUGGCUCUUCAUACAGCUUCCAAGUACUUUGGUUCUAUUUACCAAGAGUUCUCCCAGAAAUAUUUUGGACCUAAUGUUGAUUUCAUCUCCAUUCUCCAGAAUGCAGAUAUCUGGCUCAUGAGAAAUGAUUUCACUUUUGAGUUUCCACGACCCACAAUGCCAAACAUUGUCUACAUGGGUGGCUUCCAGUGUAAACCCGCCAAGCCACUUCCAGAUGACCUUGAGAAGUUUGUGCAGAGUUCUGGAGACCACGGAGUGAUCAUCAUGUCUUUAGGAAGUGUUUUUGGUCAACUUCUGAGUGAAAUCAAUGAUGAGAUUGCUGCAGCUUUUGCCCAGCUACCCCAAAAGGUUAUUUGGAGACACACAGGACCACGACCUGCCAAUCUUGGUAAUAAUACUCUGAUUAUGGACUGGCUCCCACAGAAUGACCUGCUUGGCCAUCUUCAAACUAAACUGUUCGUAGCACAUGGAGGCACCAAUGGAGUUCAGGAAGCCAUCUACCAUGGGGUGCCUAUUGUGGGCAUUCCUUUAACUUUUGACCAACCUGACAAUCUCGCCAGGAUGGAAGCAAAGGGAACAGCAAAAGUUGUAGAUAUUGCAACUCUGGACAGGACUGUGUUUCUAGAAGCAUUAAAGGAGGUUUUGCAUAACCCGUCUUACAAGGAGAACAUGCAGAGACUGUCCAAGCUGCACCAUGACCAGCCGGUGAAACCUCUUGAUCAAGCUAUCUUCUGGAUUGAGUUUGUCAUGAGGAAUAGAGGAGCUCCUCAUUUGCGAACACAAGCUUACAGAAUGUCCUGGAUUGAGUACCACUCCAUAGAUGUUAUUUUGACUUUAACAGCAACACUUCUCAUUUUUGCAUUUGUCACUGCAUAUGUACUUAGAUAUCUUUUUAGAGUUUGUAUCAAAAAUAAAUUAAAACGUGAGUGAUGCACA